CCUCAUUUCACAACACUCCUCCCAUAAUCAUGAAUCCCCUUGCGAUCAAGUUAAAGGAGGAACCGAUUCGUCACGCAGACUGUUGCCUCAGUCUAUCUUCAAAGCUACUAGACACUUUAACGGCUAUUUUCUCCGACAGAGGGCUUGCUGGCCACCCGCGAACUGUGCUUUCCAUCGGCAGCGGCACAGGAUUGCUGGAGACUUUGUGGCUCACACACAUUGAAUCACAGUCACGAUCAGAUGGUGCUUCAGAAGGUCUUGUCAUAGAGGGCGUGGAGGUGCACCAGCUUGGUUCCAGGGCUCCUGCCAAUAAAUAUCUACCAGAGCAGGCCAUUAAUACCGUUCGCGGAACGUGGGAGCUGUCAUCGAGGCUGCAGGGUCAAGAUAUGUCAGGGUUGAUGUUUACAUAUCCUCGUCAGCCUGCUUUGGUGGCACGGUACAUCGAAUCUGUUACUAAGACAAAGCUUAGCAUUGGCUUUGUCAUCUGGCUGGGUCCUCUGGCCGACUGGGAUGAAUUCGAGCCUUGUUUUCGGGUCAGUGGCGACGAUGGGGAAGCAUUCCGGUUGGAGGGCAUAAAAAAAGGAGCCGAAGCUGGGCUGGGCGAGUACGAGAUGAUGGCUAUAUUUAAGCAGUAGGCAUGAUAGCCGCACGGACAACAUGACAGGUCUUGAAUUGUGUCCAAACGACAACCGGGCUGAACUUGAUGCUGGUAGAAAUGGGAUAACGAGACUAUUGAUGCUGGCCAUAAUAAUGAGUUUCACUCAUAUGAUCUCGAUGGCUGCUGGGACUUUCGGCUUCAUAAUUGGCUGGAAUGACAUUGGGAUCAGUCCAGCUGCAAAAACCAGCCACCCAGGAUCGAGGAACCUGCAUUUUACAAAGUUUCCAUCUUCCGAGAAAUUGGUCCGUCAAUGAAUGUGAUCAUUCCA
Molecule: messenger RNA, 926 nt
Organism: Ilyonectria robusta
Lineage: Eukaryota; Fungi; Ascomycota; Sordariomycetes; Hypocreales; Nectriaceae
Exons: 1
Coding region: 30-635 (201 amino acids)
Source: RefSeq, a predicted model, not a curated record